Messenger RNA from Metschnikowia bicuspidata var. bicuspidata NRRL YB-4993, 972 nucleotides. It is a transcript of the gene TAL1, whose product is annotated as sedoheptulose-7-phosphate:D-glyceraldehyde-3-phosphate transaldolase. Gene Ontology annotation, molecular function: transaldolase activity. Lineage: Eukaryota; Fungi; Ascomycota; Pichiomycetes; Serinales; Metschnikowiaceae. The transcript has a single exon. Gene Ontology annotation, cellular component: cytoplasm; intracellular anatomical structure. The coding region runs from base 1 to 972 and encodes 323 amino acids. The record is from RefSeq and is a predicted model, not a curated record. Gene Ontology annotation, biological process: carbohydrate metabolic process; pentose-phosphate shunt; pentose-phosphate shunt, non-oxidative branch.
AUGUCUAACUCUUUGGAAUCAUUGAAAGCUACUGGUACCGUUAUCGUCACCGACACUGGUGAAUUUGACUCAAUUGCCAAGUACACCCCUCAAGAUGCUACCACUAACCCAUCUUUGAUUUUGGCCGCUUCCAAGAAGGCAGAGUACUCCAAGGUCAUCGAUGUUGCCAUCAAGUACGCAGAAGACAAGGGAAGCAACCCAAAGGAGAAAGCCAGCAUUGCUUUGGACAGAUUGUUGGUGGAGUUCGGAAAGGAGAUCUUGCAAAUUGUUCCUGGCAGGGUUUCCACUGAAGUUGAUGCGAGAUUGUCCUUCGACAAGGACGCUACUAUCGACAAGGCUCUUAAAAUCAUCGACUUGUAUGAGUCCAUUGGUAUCUCUAAGGACAGAAUUUUGAUUAAGAUCGCCUCCACGUGGGAGGGUAUCCAAGCUGCAAAGGAAUUGGAGGCCAAGCACGGAAUUCACUGUAACUUGACUUUGUUAUUCAGUUUUGUCCAAGCUGUGGCUUGUGCCGAAGCUCAAGUUACCUUGAUCUCCCCCUUCGUCGGCAGAAUCUUGGACUGGUACAAAGCUUCCACCGGAAAGGAGUAUGAUGCCGAAAGCGACCCUGGUGUUGUCUCCGUCAGACAAAUCUACAACUACUACAAGAAGUAUGGAUACAACACUAUUGUCAUGGGUGCUUCCUUCAGAAACACUGGUGAGAUCAAGGCUUUAGCUGGCUGUGACUACUUGACAGUUGCCCCUAAGUUGUUGGAAGAGUUGAUGAACUCCUCUGAGGAAGUUCCUAAGGUUUUGGAUGCCGCUUCUGCCAACUCCGCCCCUGAAUCAAAGGUGUCUUACAUUGACAACGAGAGUGAGUUCAGAUUCUUGUUGAACGAGGAUGCCAUGGCCACUGAGAAAUUGGCUCAUGGUAUUAGAUCUUUUGCCAAGGACGCCGAGACAUUGUUGGCUGAGUUGGAGAGCAGAUUCAAGUAA